This is a messenger RNA of Petromyzon marinus (sea lamprey), 1984 nucleotides long. NCBI's taxonomy places the organism in Eukaryota, Metazoa, Chordata, Hyperoartia, Petromyzontiformes, Petromyzontidae. The record is from RefSeq and is a predicted model, not a curated record.
UGGCCUUGGUGCUGAAACAACGCGAUGCGACUUAACCGCCCGCGGCUGCGCGUACGCUAUCGCCGAUUUAUUUGAACAUGGAUUCGAAUUAAACGGGGAUGAGAACUCGAUUAAAAAAAUAACGUGCGCGCGCAGCCCAGCGAUGAAGUCGAAAGUGGUGGUUGUCCUGUACGGAGAGACCCGCCCCGUCAUAGGAACGCGGAAAGUCCACCGUUGACCGACUCGGGGCUGUGACUCUGAGCCGGGCGCCGGAUGCGUGAGGACGUCACGGCGGGGCGUUCCGCUGUCGUGCGGGGAGCCACCGGGAGUCGUGCCGGGAGGUCCGACGCGGGCACUGCAGCCGGGCAGGCCUCCACGACUCGCGCGGGAACAGCGAUUCCGCCUCCUCUUCUCAUCUCCGUAGCGUGACGCGCCAAUGAUGCACGCAUCCCCACACCGCAGUCGGCUCUCUCCUCCUCUGCCGCGCGCGUCCUCCUCUCUCGCUCCGCUCGGCGUAACGCCGCCGGCCGCCUGAGCAUGCUGCUCACGCCGACGCCGCCGUCGCUGCUGCUGCUGCUGAUGUCGACGCAGUCCUUGAGCGCUCUCGAGGGGGUUGCUGCUGCUGCUGCGUGGCCGCGUUCCCCUCGCCCCGUGAGUGCCGCGGCGGCCUGAAGCGCCGCGUCGCGCGUGCCGACUGCGCAUCUGUAGCGGCAGAGGUCAGAGAGGACGAGCGGUCUCGCAGAGCUUGACGAGAGGCUGACGCCAAGUGCGGGAGAGAGAGCGAGCGAGGGGGAGAGCGAGAGAGGGGGAGAGCGAGCGAGCGAGAGAGACACGAUGGAGGAGAGGCGCAAGCCGUCGCUGGUGCUGUCCAGCCAGAUGCCGGUGCAGGCGCUGGAGCGCUUCAUCACGUCUGGCUACCGCAGCCCCGGCUACAGCGCGGCGCAGUGCCUGCGCUCGGCCUUCAUGUGCACCAACGAGACGCUCAACUUCUGGACGCACUUCCUGCCGCUCUUCGUGUGUCUCGCCAAGUUCUGGCAGCUGCUGCUCCUGCAGCAGCAGCAGCAGCAGGGCGACGCGCAGCAGCAGCUGUGGCCGCUGUGCGCGUACGCGAUCGGAGUGUGCUUCGUGUUCACGUUCAGCAGCGUGGCGCACCUCUUCAACGCCAUGUCGCUGCGUGUGCGCGACCUCUGCUACUACUUCGACUACGGCGCCGUGAGCAUCUACGGGGCGGGCGCGUCCAUCGCCUACUACCACUACGUGAACCCCAGCCUCAAGGUACUCGACCGGGGCUUCAUGUCCGAGUGGCUGCGAGAGCGCUCGCCGCGGCUGCUCGACCCGAACGCGCACGGCGUCUUCUGCGCCCUGCUCGACCGCCUCUUCAAGCCCCUGGCGUUCGCCUUCUCCGUCGUCUGCACCGUCGCCUGCUGCCUCAGCCGCCUCAAGCGAUGCAAGCACCGCUACGCCAUCCGCACGCUCGUCUUCCUUCUGCCGCAGACCCUGACGCUGCCCGUCACGGCCGACCUGCUCGUCUUCUGGCCCGACGUGCGUCACAUCACCGCCGCCUUCGCCGCCAACUUCGUGCGCCACUUCACGUGGCUAUUCCUGGCGGCGCUCUUCAACAUCAGCAAGCUGCCCGAGCGGUGCCUGCCCGGCGCCUUCGACAUCGUGGGCCACAGCCACCAGUGGUUCCACCUCUUCACCUUCCUCGCCAUCCUCGACGAGAUGUACAUGAUCGAGGAGGCCAUGUCGGCCCACCUCGGGGGCCUCCCGGGCGCCGCGCCCGACUUCGCGUCCACCGUGGGCUUCAUGCUGGCGCUCAUCGGCUGCACGUGGGCCAUCAUCUACGUGUUCAGCAGGUUCACCGGGCGCCGGGCGGACGCCGGGGACAAGGACAAGUAGCCUCGCCGCCUCGUCCUCGCGGCGGCGAGCACAACGAGACCGCUCGUGUGUCUGUGUGUGUCUGUCACUUGUGUGUGUGUGUCUGUGUCUGUCACUUGUGUGUGUG